AUGGCAAAGAACUUCAACUCCGUCAGCUACACCGUUCUCUUGCUUGUCAUCGUGAUGGCUUCAACCGGGUUCCUCGAGAGCGAGGCUAUUGACUGCGUCAAUAACAGUGCUGAUUUAUGCCCUAGCCGUGUGUUCUACCAGGAAUGUGGAGCUGAGCCGUUCACAGGUACAGAUGCUGAUUGUUGUAACUGUUGCAAAACCACAUGGGGAAGUCCUCCAGUCUGUUGGGCGGUCGUUGAGGGAACCGAUAAACAUUGUCAUUGCUACAAAAAGGCAUGA
Microthlaspi erraticum is the source of this 279-nucleotide messenger RNA. NCBI's taxonomy places the organism in Eukaryota, Viridiplantae, Streptophyta, Magnoliopsida, Brassicales, Brassicaceae. The record is from the annotation of a GenBank genome assembly.